ACUUAACAGAUCCUUAUCAAUCCCACCUUAUUCCACAACAGAUUUCCGAUAACCUCCAUUGCUAAAUCUCUCUCUUUUUGCUUCUCUCUUUCAAGAAAUCGUCUCCUUCUUUUGUAAAAACUAAAAAGACAUUCUGUGUUAGAAAAGAUGAACGGAAACGGCUCAUACGGCACGUCAUGGGCGGAUCAGUGGGACGAUGGUCCAGAUCCAGUUUACAACUACCAGACGAAGAAGAGCAGCGGAGCCACAAAUUCAACCGCCAAAUACAAGCAGAAGGUAGGAGAAGGUCUAGGAAAGACCAAAGCAGUUGCUUCAACGGGCAUCAAGAAGGUUAAAGAAGGGACCAUCACAGGCUUCCACUGGAUCAAAGACAAGUAUAACAAAACUAAACAGAAACAUUAGCCCUUUCUUUUCAUUUCCUUCUUCUGUUUCGUCGUGAUUCUGUUUCUCUUUUUUCCAUUCUUUUAUUUUACAGACUCAUGUGAUAUGAACCGUUGAUUUUCAUGUGAUAUAGAAAAUUUUCUUUUGUGGUUUUUAUGGUCUGUUUUGCUUUGUAUAUUAUGGAAUAGAUUUUAUUACUUUUGUAUAUUAUUAAUUACUAUGGAAUGGGUUUCGAAUUUAGUUUUA
Messenger RNA from Jatropha curcas, 627 nucleotides. RefSeq names its product CDP-diacylglycerol-glycerol-3-phosphate 3-phosphatidyltransferase. Lineage: Eukaryota; Viridiplantae; Streptophyta; Magnoliopsida; Malpighiales; Euphorbiaceae. The record is from RefSeq and is a predicted model, not a curated record.